Molecule: messenger RNA, 4174 nt
Organism: Ipomoea triloba (trilobed morning glory)
Lineage: Eukaryota; Viridiplantae; Streptophyta; Magnoliopsida; Solanales; Convolvulaceae
Product: putative leucine-rich repeat-containing protein DDB_G0290503
Exons: 8
Coding region: 338-3886 (1182 amino acids)
Source: RefSeq, a predicted model, not a curated record
AACCAUGUCAGUGGUUGAAAGAAUUUAUUAUAACAACAUGCUAUGUAACAUUACUAUGUUAACUUCUUCUUCAUCAUAUGGGAUGGACCAAAUUCCGUUUAUAAAUUGUCUCUAGAAACCUUGCCGUUUGUCUCUAUCAAAGUGUCUGCAAGUAAACUGCACACCAUCCAUGGGAACAAUGACCACAUAACUAACACCCAAGAAAGCACAGUUUUUUUUUCUGUUUCUCUCCUUAGACCUCAAUGCACUCAGAUUCUUCUGCUCUUUCCUCAUUGCAAGGUUUUGGUUGUAGGGAAGGCAACAUUAUUGUACUAGAUCAAAAUUGAGGAAAACAAAAAUGUUCAAGUCUCAGAAGCAAAACAACAAGCCAUCACCAUCACCCUCAUCUGGAGAAAGGGUUGAUUUCAGAUUCUCCAAUUUCCAAGCCCUUCAGGUACCUAAAGGAUGGGAUAGGCUUUCACUAUCAGUCGUCUCUACUGGAACAGGAAAAGUAAUAGCGAAAUUGGGGAAAGCCAUGGUGCGGGGAGGAAGUUGUCAGUGGCCAGAGACACUUUUGGAAUCUGUGUGGAUAUCGCGAGAUGAUUCCUCAACAGAGGUUGAAGAAUAUCUGUACAAGUGUGUUGUUUCUAUGGGCUCAGCCAGAUCAGGCAUCCUCGGGGAGGCAACGAUGAAUCUAGCAAGCUAUGUGAGCUCGAGAUCAGCCUCUCCCAUUUCGUUGCCCUUAAAAAAGUGUAAUUAUGGGAUAAUAUUACAGGUGAAAAUACACUGCUUAACACCAAGAACAAAACUCAGAGAUGAAGAAUCCAAUGGCUCACAUUCCCUUGUGAAAGAGCAAAGUUUAGAUUAUCAUGACAGUGGUAGAAACUCAAAUGUGUCUAGCAGUUUAUUAGCAGCUGGGAAUGUUGGGAUUCAUGAUUCGGGUUUUAUGUCUCGUCCUGGAAAGUUUGAUAUCCAGGAAAGGAGCUUUUCGCCUUCUGGUUCCUCUGAGAAAGGCUUUUGCAGUGUUGACAAAUUAUUGUUGAAGAAUCACUUAAGGAGUGAAGCUUCCAAGCAUCAAAAUGGACACACUGGAGAAAUCUCUGAGAAUAAUUCGCCCCGAGACAGUUUUCUGUUUGAGGAUCGUUCUGCUUCAAACCGACCAUCUCUUAAUCAGCCCGGUGUCAUGAGUAUAAUGGAGAAAAAUCUGCAACAUUAUGGAAAAGAUUUAGCAGCUCUGACAAAUUCUGGGUCCAGUAAAAAACUCCUGGAAGCUGCUGAAGAUACGAUUGAAGAGCUUCGAGUAGAGGCAAAGAUGUGGGAGAGAAACGCGAGGAAACUAAUGCUUGAUCUCGAUAUACUGAAGAACGAAUUCUCGAAUCAGUCAAAGAAGCAAGCAGAUUUGGUAAUGGAGCUAUCUGCUGCCUAUGCAGAACAUGACAGUCUGAAAAGGGAGAUUGAAAACUUGAAACUAAUAUUGGAGGAGUCAUCAGCAGCAGUGAAACAGGCAACUCUGGAAGAUUCAACUUUUCAGACUAAACAUUUAACUCGUAUCCACGAGGAACUGGAGAACGAGAUAAAACAUCAGCAAGAGUUGAGUAACAGUUUAGCUCUGCAGCUGAAAAGAAGCCAAGAAUCGAAUAUCGAUCUUGUUUCUGUUCUUCAGGAGCUGGAAGAGACCAUAGAACAACAGAAAGCUGAGAUAGAGAAUCUUUCAGAUGCUGAGAAAGAAUAUGAACAUAAGCUAUCUGUCAAGGAAGAAGAAAUAGCUAGAUUGGAAGCAGAAUUGCAGAAGCUGGAAGAUUAUAGUAUAAAGUUUGAAGAAAAUAAGAAUUCUAAGGCAGAGCUUGAAGUUCAGUGUACAAAUCUUCUAAAGGAAUUGUCUGAAAAGACAUCUGAGGUGGAUAGACUCAAGGCUGAUUUUCUGAAAAAAGAAGAAGAAACCAACUUUCUUAUGCAGCAUCGAAGGGAACUCGAUACAAAAGUGGCAGAUCUUCAGAAGAAAAGAGACCAACUCGAAGAAGAUUUGGAAAUAAUGUCCGGGGAAAAUAGCAGCAGUUCCAGAUGCUUGGAUGAUCUACAAAACAAGCUUAAGAUCCUCUGUGAGAAUAAUGAGAUUCUUCAAAGGAAAUCAGAGGAGAUCGAGUGUGAUAACCGCAAACUAGAGAACCAGUUAACGAAGCUGAAAGAAGAGAAUUUGUAUCUAGAAAGUCAAAUGAAGUGCAUUGCAACUGACAGGGAUUCUUGUCACUUGAAACUAGAUAAUUCGAGAUCUGUUGCAAAGAAACUCAAGGGUAAGAUCAUGGAGCUGGAAAUGGAAAUGGAAAAUAAAGUUGCUGGUCUCAAACAAAAUUUAGAAGAGGCCCAGAAUCAGCAGUCAGAAGCUCAAAGAGAAUGUGAACAUCUCAAAGAGGAAAAUCAGAAGUUAGAAGAAUCCAUCAAAAAUCUCCUCGAAGAAGUCAAAAUCCUUGAGAAAUCAAAUUCAGAAUUACGGGCAAAAAAUGUGGAGAUGCAGGAGUACUGUGUGCAAGUGGAUGAUCGGUUGAAGCAAUCUGAGAAAAGCUUGUGGGAUAGCUAUAAAAAGGUUGAAACUCUGGAAGAAAAGCUUAACUCAAUGAUAAAAGAUUUUUCCUUGAAAGAGGAAAAAUUUAAGUCAGAACUGGAUGAACUUGUUCGAGAAAACGAGAUGCAAAUGGAGAAACUUGCACAACAAGAGGUCUCGAGUCAGGAAAAGUUAAAUGAAAUCGAGAGCCUCCAAAAACAAGUCGAGCACUUAACCACAAAAAUCUCUGCAAUGAACGAGGAAAACGAGAGAUCAGCUACUGCAGCUGCAAAUGAAAUAUCUAGCUUGCAGGCUGAUAAGGCAAGAAUGGAAGGCGUUCUUGAAGAGAUUCAAUCAAAAGUUAGCGUAACUGAGAAUGAACUCAACACUGUUCGGAAAAAUUCUGAGUUGAAGGUUCAAGGCUUAAUGAUCGAGCUUGCUGGUUCCAAACAGAGUUACGAGAAGUUGAGGGCUGACCAUGAAAAAACAUUGAAACUAUUAACAAGUUACAGGACAACAGAGGAAAAACUCAAGACAUCAAUGAACGACCUCGAGUUGAAGUUAACUAUUUCUCAAUGCGAGCAUCAACAACUUCUUGAAGAUACAGUCAAUCUUAAAUUCCAGUUGCAGAAAAUAACAGAACUUCAGGAUGAAAUAUUGGAUUUGAGAAAUCAGCUCCACGAAUGCAGGAAUGAAAAGGAAAAGUUAGAAGCCUCAAUGCAGACGAUAUUUGGAGAAAUGAAGUCUGAGAAUUUCUCGUUUCAUGACAAAAUAUCGAGCUUGAAGGAAGCUGUUUUGGUAUCUGAGAACUGCAAAAGAGAGAAAGUUUCCCUGGAAGAAAAACUUUUACAGAUGGAGUACAAUUUGACUGAAAGGGAGGUACAAAAUGAGGGCCUGGGAACUGAACUAACUAAAAUCAAGAGAGAAAACAAAAUAUAUCAGCAGAAAAUUCAUCAACUGGAGGAGGAGAAUAAGCAAAAUUGCAGGAAAACUGGUGAGAAUGGACAUGGUUUUCAUGAUGGAGUCCCUAAUGAUACCACAGUCUGCAUUGAAAAAAUAAAGUUGCUUGAAAGCAAGCUUGCCGAGACUUUGGAGGCAAAUAAGAAGUUCAAAAUCCAGCUUCAGAGGUUCCGAUCAGAGGAGAGGAAAACUCAAGGAGCUUCUUCCAAGCGAGCAAUAGCUGAAAAUGAAUUGGCGGAAAGAGAGAGGUUUGAACAACAGACAAAAUCAUCACUAGAGGCUGAGCUCAAGGACAUUCGUGAGCGUUACUUUGAGAUGAGCCUCAAGUACGCUGAAGUUGAAGCGCAGCGCGAGACUUUGGUUAUGAAACUCAAGACAGCAAAGAAUGGAAAGAAGCGAUCAUCUUGAAUUCGGGAUACAUGACCAUAGGUAACUUCAUCCACAUUUCCACUUAACAAAUUUUUUUAAAAAUUUUUUUUGAAGAAUAAAUGAUGUGAUACCCUGGAAAUAAAACAUAACUUAUCUGAUAAAAAAGCUUUGGGCUAACAGAAAUAUGUCUAGCAACUGAAUCUCCUUACAACUACUCAUGUACAUCGAUCUGUGAUAUAUGUCUAAAUAGUUGAGCAAUAUUUAUGUACCAAUUAAGGAUAUCUAUAUCUAUACUUGUUUUAUUCUAUACAGUAAAGAACCUCGCUU